This is a messenger RNA of Nyctereutes procyonoides (raccoon dog), 153 nucleotides long. RefSeq names its product 60S ribosomal protein L39-like. Bases 1 to 153 code for a protein of 50 amino acids. Gene Ontology annotation, molecular function: structural constituent of ribosome. Gene Ontology annotation, cellular component: cytosolic large ribosomal subunit; ribosome. Gene Ontology annotation, biological process: translation. The record is from RefSeq and is a predicted model, not a curated record. The transcript has a single exon. NCBI's taxonomy places the organism in Eukaryota, Metazoa, Chordata, Mammalia, Carnivora, Canidae.
AUGUCUUCUCACAAGACUUUCAGAAUCAAGCGAUUCCUGGCCAAGAAACAAAAGCAAAAUCAUCCUAUUCCCCAGUGGAUUCGGAUGAAAACUGGUAAUAAAAUCAGGUACAACUCCAAGAGGAGGCACUGGAGAACUAAGCUGGGUCUAUGA